This is a messenger RNA of Scylla paramamosain (green mud crab), 2555 nucleotides long. RefSeq names its product RNA-binding protein Rsf1-like. The transcript has 4 exons. Gene Ontology annotation, molecular function: mRNA binding. The record is from RefSeq and is a predicted model, not a curated record. NCBI's taxonomy places the organism in Eukaryota, Metazoa, Arthropoda, Malacostraca, Decapoda, Portunidae. The coding region runs from base 136 to 1122 and encodes 328 amino acids.
AGUACACGACAUAGGUGUCCUUAGAUACCGAAGAGAAGUAAUACAGAAGAGUGAUUGUAUUGGUGGUACAGGGGCGGCCUUAAUUUGCCUGUUUUCAUCGAGCGGUGGAAAGCGACGCCAUUUGCACCGUUCAGCAUGGAGGGCAAUCUGAGUGAAGAUAAAACCAAAAACACUAGAGUGUUUUUGGAAAACCUUCCAAAAGAUAUACGCAAAGACCAGGUGGAUAAGGCGUUUUCCCGAUAUGGCAAGAUUGCAAAGGUGUACCUUAUCUACGAUCCUCCGGGUUCAGGAUUUGUGGAAUAUUUUGAUGCCCGAGAUGCAGAAUAUGCAGCCAACCAGAUGGAUGGGGCUAACUUUAUGGGAUCUCAAGUGUCUGCCCGAGUGACGAAAGGAGGAAUUCCCCGUGGCCGAGGCCGUGGUCGUGGUCGGGCAUAUACCAGAGGUCGUGGGGCAGGGGGAUUUUAUUCAAGCAAUUACAGUAGCAGUCAAGGCUACUAUCCUAGGGGAGGUGGAAGUUAUAGGGGUGGAUUUUCUCGAGGGGGUUACAGGGGUUCUGACAGGGGUGGAUAUGGAGGUCGAGGUGGCUAUUCACGCGGAGGAGGAUACUCCAGAGGUGGAGGCGGCUUCUCCCGUGGAGGCAGCUAUUCCCGUGGAGGAGGCUAUUCCCGUGGUAGUGGCUACUCCAGAGGGUUUUCACGUGGAGGCUACAGCGGAGGCUCCAGCAACUACGACAACUACUCUUAUGACAAGUAUGAAAAGUCGUAUGACAAGCCAGCUGAGAACGGCUACUCUCGCUACCCCUCUGGUGACAAGUACAAGCCCCACUAUUCAGAUGACAAGUAUGACAAGUAUGUGAACUACAGCGGGUCUCGCAGGGAGGAGUACCAGCGCAGCCGUUCACCAGUCAGCCAUUCACCUGAUCGAUAUCGUUCUGCCUCUCCGGGCUACCAGCGCACCAGGUCUCGGUCGCCAAUUGGUGGUGGGUAUGGCAGCUCGUCUCGCUACUACUCUGCCUCCUCUCCCCCUCCCCCAUCCAGGGAGGUCCUCCGAACCUCACGUUCUCGUGAUUCACGCGACUAUAGCCCUGAGCGGCCCUUCUCACACAAGGAAUACUCCAGGUAGAAUGAUUUCAUCUUAUGGAGGACGUCGGAGCCCAGUCGAUGGCCACUACUAGAAAACAUAACAAGUGGGAUCACUUUCUUAGCUAAAUGAGGCUGAGAAAGAGAAGAGGACCUGAUUAACAUGCCAGAGAGAAUUUAAGUAAUAGGAAGCUGAAGGUUCAUCUUUGUUGUACAAGUUUUGGAAAAUAAUGUAGUGAGUAGUACAGUACAUGGAAAUGUAUGUUAACCAAGUCGGUUUUCAGUGAACUCAUACGUAUUGUUGGCUUUAUUUGAAAAUGUGGUAAUAAUGAAAAGUUUUACAGCCUCAUUGUAAAUUAUUGGAAAAUAUUUGAUAAGAUGAAAAUAUAAAAGAACUAAUGAGAAACAUAACCUGCUCCUGAACGCACAACCUUUAUACAUAAAAUUAUGAUAAGUCAUUAGGAACAUCUCUUAAGUGAAAGUGCAGACAAGCAAUGACUGCAAUGUUUCAAAAAUAGUUGAAAAUAUAGAGGCAGAACAAGGGUUUAUGUGUUUCAGGUGAUACAGGGUGGUUUUCAGGAAGAAAUUUGCUGUGGAACUUUUCUAGCCACAGGCUUGAACCAUUCUCUUGUAAACCUGUUCACACUGGAUAACUUAGUGUACAGUACAAGAUUUUGACAUGGAUGAAGAAGUUCUCUUCAGGGCUUGAGAAUGGUUUAUAUGCUUUUUAAUUAAAGGUGUUGAAGUAGAUUAACAAUGUGCAUUACACAUUAAGUUUAGAGGUUCAGAAAUCAUGCGUCCUAAUUUUAUCAGAAAAAAAAAAAGGUGUUACAUGUGCUUCAUAUAAUUUUUGCAUUGAAAAUACAUUAUCUGUAAAAUUAAUAAUAGCACGUCUGUGUACGUCUGAAAUUCGUAUCCUCACUACUUUUGGUCUUCGUCUGUAAGAAAAGUUUCUUUAUUCCAUGACCAAUGAUGGUAGAACCUUUAAGAGAAAUAAGUAGACUUACAUGCAGAAAAAUAGGUUAUCUUAAUUCAUACUGACAAUUGAUGGAACAAGUGAAGGAGAAUCUGAUAUAUAGAAAUAUUUGAAUGGAACAAUGUGGUAAUAUUCAAGGUGUGCAUAGCUGAAAAUAAAAGAUAGGACCACCUCUCAGCCAUUAUAUGUUCAGAGAAAAUCUUAAGUAUGUAGCAAAUAAUGGUGGUUCCGAAUUUCAUGGGAAUUGUGUUGAAAGAAUGGUACCAGCACUCAGGCUGAUUAUAAAAUGGAAAGAAUAACUUUUAACAAAGCUGCAAGUGGUAACAGCAUUAAACUGUGUUCACAUACUGGUUGGAAAGAAUUAUUUUUAAGUAUAUAUGUGUUGCAGUGUGUGUGCUCCAUUCAGGGGAUCAACGUAGCAAACAAAGCAGCAAUCAGGGUUCAACUUUAUAUUUCCACUUUCAAAUUGUAAACCUUUAAUAAACAGUUUAAAAGUCUUA